This is a messenger RNA of Synchytrium microbalum, 1200 nucleotides long. It is a transcript of the gene HIS5, whose product is annotated as histidinol-phosphate transaminase. The transcript is spliced from 4 exons. Bases 1 to 1200 code for a protein of 399 amino acids. Gene Ontology annotation, biological process: L-histidine biosynthetic process. Gene Ontology annotation, molecular function: L-histidinol-phosphate:2-oxoglutarate transaminase activity; pyridoxal phosphate binding. The record is from RefSeq and is a predicted model, not a curated record. NCBI's taxonomy places the organism in Eukaryota, Fungi, Chytridiomycota, Chytridiomycetes, Synchytriales, Synchytriaceae.
AUGGUUGAUGCCCCAAUGAUGAUGUAUGUCAGGCCAAACAUAUGGGCUCUCCAACCAUACAGAGCCGCAAGAGACGACUACUCGGACGGAAUACUCCUCGAUGCAAACGAAAACGCUCUUGGCCCUUCACUCCCUCCUUCAUCAACCACACUCCAACCCAUAGUCACAAACGCCAUCGCCUCUCCUUCCUACUCGGACACCCAUCUAGAACGCUAUCCUGAUCCCCAUCAACAAGAUGUAAAGGAUCUCAUAUCCAAGCUACGCAAUGUUCACCACUCAAACAUAUUUCUGGGGGUGGGAUCCGACGAGUGCAUUGAUUUGGCUAUACGAGUCUUCUGUAAGCCUGCUGCUCAAAAGGUUCUCAUCUGUCCCCCUACGUAUGGAAUGUACUCGGUCGCUGCUCAAACUAAUGAUGUGCAGGUUGUCAAGGUCAACCUGAAUGUCAAGGACGGUGCCUUCCAACUGGAUGUUCCCAAGAUCCUAGAUACAAUAACAGCAGACCCAUCAAUAACACUUCUGAUACUCUGCUCACCCGGAAAUCCAACCGGAACACUAUUGAAAAAAUCAGACAUUCAACAAAUACUCGACUACACACCAUACAAGGGUAUCGUCAUGGUCGAUGAAGCAUACAUAGAUUUCGUAGAACAAGAAGAUGAAGAAUGGGGUAGUUUCGUAUCUUGGGUCCACCAGUAUCCCAAUCUGGUCGUCACGCAGACAUUAUCAAAGUCGUUUGGGCUGGCUGGCAUAAGGUUGGGCCUAUCCAUCUCAUCACCCGAAAUAGCAUCCAUAUUCAACAAGACCAAAGCCCCGUACUCGAUAUCCACACUAACAUCCGUAAUGGCCCGAGCAGCACUAUCUCCAGACGGCGUAUCACGAAUGAAGAAAUCAGUCUCAACCCUCAUAAACACCAGAACCAGACUCAUUACCCAAUUAUCAUCGCUGCCACGGGUUGGCAGAGUACUCGGUGCCAAUCAUGGCAAUUUCGUACUUGCUGAAAUGCUGGAUGCAAGUACGGGCCUGCCUAGUAAUGAGGUUGCGUUGAAGCUGUACAAGACGCUGGCGGAAGUGGAGGGUGUUGUUGUGAGGUUUAGAGGAAGCGAGUAUGGAUGUGAAGGGUGUUUGAGGGUUACGGUGGGUACUGAACAGGAGAAUGACGUGUUUGUGGCAAAGCUGACGAGGUUGCUUGAUGCCAAGCUGUGA